This is a messenger RNA of Zygosaccharomyces rouxii, 804 nucleotides long. RefSeq names its product Thp2p (gene THP2). Bases 1 to 804 code for a protein of 267 amino acids. The transcript has a single exon. NCBI's taxonomy places the organism in Eukaryota, Fungi, Ascomycota, Saccharomycetes, Saccharomycetales, Saccharomycetaceae. Gene Ontology annotation, biological process: transcription elongation by RNA polymerase II; mRNA export from nucleus. Gene Ontology annotation, cellular component: nucleoplasmic THO complex. The record is from RefSeq and is a predicted model, not a curated record.
AUGUCUGCAGAUUUAGAAUUCACGUAUUUUGAUUCCUUAUGUGAGGAAGACCAGGCUCUUCAGCAGAACUAUGAGCAGUUGCAAGAUGUUUUACAAAUAUUAAAAAAUUUGGCGGAACCUGGCAAAUCAGAGGAUGAUCAGUUACAAUCUUUGCAGUAUCUGGCAGAAUCUCAUGAAAAGUUAGUAUCUAGCUCCAUUGAUUUGAGAUAUACUAAAUACAAGACCAGAGAGUCUCAAGUUACCAAUGGUAAAAGGUUUAGACGUAAUGAGAAUCAUAGCAAAUUGCAAAAUGUGCAAGGUUUGAAAGAGUACGUGACCUUGAUGGAACAUGUAAAUAAGGAAUCGCUAGACUACGUCAACCUUUUACAGAGGCUCUCAGUGGACUUAGCCAAGCAGAUUGAAAUAUCAGAUCCUGAAGUAAGUGAAUUCGUGGUAGAUAAUUGGAGCCCACCAGAUGGCAUGCAAUCCAUUCUUGAGCAGUUGGCUAACCCUGAUAAAGAUUCUACACAUUUACAGUCACAAUUAGAUCAGUAUUUGGACCAAAUUAAGAUGGAACGUGCUAAAUAUACCAUUGAAAAUAAGUAUUCAUUGCAAGAAACACUGAAUGAAGUCAACAAAGAAGUAAAUUACUGGAGGAGAAAUUGGAAUGCUAUAGAAAAUUUGAUGUUUGGAGAUAGCGCCCAUUCCAUCAAGAAGAUGCUUCAAAGUAUUGAUCUCUUGAGGGCAAAAUUGGAAGAACCAGAUCAGUCGUGUGAAAAGGAUUUAAACGUAAAUAUAAGCACAACCCCAAAUCAGGGGAGAUAA